AUGGCAAGAUGGCGACGACCCAGAGAAAAGCCGCGGAGGCACUUCCGGCCCCGCCCCCUCGCCGUGUCUCACUUCCAGCCCCGCCCCGCGUGCACGAUGGCACGGUACGCCGUUGCUAUGGCAGCGUCCUGGGCGCCCUGCUUUAGAGUUUCGAGGGAUCCCUGGAGCCGCAGGCGCUCCGGAGGAAGUUCUGUGAGCUUGCCAGACACAGAGCUGAGGCUGCGACGCCGGAGACAGGGAUGGGAGGGCCGCUUGCGGCCAGCCCUGAACCAGGAAGCCAGGAGCCAGAAAGCCAGGCACCUGCAUGAGUCCCGGACCUCACAGCCUAGUCCAAAAGCUGGACAUAGUCGGUCACUCCAGCUUCAUGGGCAAACAUCUGUGAGAGGAGCUGUGGGGAUGGCACACCUGCUAGGCAGCCAGGCUUGUAUGGACAGCCUGCGCAAGGACCUCACCGACCUGCAAGGCACCAUUGUGGAUGUGUUCUCCCGUGCCGGGCCUGUGCGCUUCCCCUCCUGGAAGUUUCCUGACCGUGUGGCCUGUGACCUUGACAUGGUGGCCCUUCUAGAGCACUAUGACCAUGUGCCAGGUGACCCUGAGUUCACACAGUUGUCCCAUGCCGUGCUGCUGGAGCUGGUCAUUGACAGGCUCCUGCUGCUACUUCAGAGUUGUGCCAGCUACGUGGAGAACCUCAGUUUGGAGCAGAUGAUGCCUCCUGCCCGGGUUGCAGGGCCAUGCAUGUCCGUGGGGCUUACAGUAAGGCGCUUCUGGAGCAACCUGCUUAGGCUGGGCAUGCACUACCAGCAGGUAGUCCCCCAGAAAAGAACAAACCAAGGGGAGAUUUCUAUCACCAAGCCCACAGCUAAGGGUGAACCAGCCAGGAGCCCUGAAUGUAUGACUGCCAAGUUCAUCAAGCCCCCCUCCCCCGUGCCAGGUUUGCCUUUGAUCUGCCAAGGGCUGCAGAGCCUCCCUGUCAGAGUCUCCCUGCGGAGCCCAGGUGGGACCUCUGAGAAAACUAAGAGCGUCUACUCCCAGACCGUCGAGACAGCCUUGGUACCCUGUGAUGCUUGCACCAGUGUCCAGGGCAGCCUAUGGGAGGUGGGCAAGGUGAUUAUCAACCUAUGUCAGAGCCAAAACUUGCCUUCAUCCUUGGGCCAGUUCCAGAGAUUGGUGCAGGACAGCCUGGGGCUUAAACCACUGCCAGCUGCCACCGUGGGCCACUGGGCAGCAGAGCAGAGCAAAGACCUGACUCGUCUCAAUAAACACGUGGGGGCCCUCACCCAGCUUGUUGGGCCCCUUAGGGCCCAGCUGGAAGAGGCUGAGGGGCAGAAGGAUGGACUGAGGAAGCAGGUGAGCAAACUGGAACAGACCCUGCAGCAGGAGCAAGGGGAGCGGCAGCGGCAGACAGAAGAGGCUAAGCGGACCCUGGCCCAGUUCGAGCAUGACAGGCACCAGCUGCUCACAGAAACAUGUGACCUAAAGACAAAGGUGGCCAUUCUGGAGGAAGACCUGAAACAGCAGCAGAAGUCCAUGCAGGCCAUGGAGGCAAAGGCCCAGCAGCUGGAAGAGGAAGGUGAGCGUAGGGCGGCAGCUGAGAGACAGGUGCAGCAGCUGGAGGAGCAGGUGCAGCUGCUGGCAGGGCGGCUGGAUGGGGCUAGCCAGCAGAUCCGCUGGGCUAGCACAGAGCUGGACAAGGAGAAGGCCCGCGUCGACAGCAUGGUCCGUCAUCAGGAGUCCCUGCAGGCCAAGCAGAGGACUUUGCUGCAGCAGCUGGACUGUCUGGACCAGGAGCGGGAAGAGCUGCGGGGCAAUCUGGAUGAGGCUGAGGUCCAGCGGUCUGAGUUGGAGGAGCAGCUGCAGAGCCUCCAGAGCGAAAGGGAACAGGGACAGUGCCAGCUGCAGGCCCAGCAGGAAGUGCUGCAGAGCCUGCAGCAGGAGAAACAGGACCUGGAACAGGUAAUUACAGACCUGCAGCUGACCAUCUCAGAGCUGCAGCAGCAGCUGGAGGAACUGAAGGAACGGGAGCGACUGCUGGUGGCCUUCCCAGACCUGCACCAGCCAGUGGAGGCCCAGAUCCAAAGCUCUAGCAAUGUCACCCAUGACAUGGAGAGGCAAGUGCAAGCCAAUGACAUCCGAAUCCAGGUCCUACAGGAGGAGAACAAGCGGCUCCAGUCCAUGCUGACCAAAAUCCGGGAGGUGGCCCAGCAGGGAGGCCUCAAGAUGGUCUCGCAGGGCCAGCUCUGGUCCUCUCCCUACAAGGGCAUCCAGGGAACAAUACCCCCAGCCCAGGCCCAGAGUGCAUUGUCAGGACCCACAGGCAGACGGCAGUCUCCUGGCAGCAAGACAAGCGGUUCAGGCAAGACCCAUCCAGGCGGGCCCCGAACAUCCCCCUCUCGGCAGCCUGGCAGCUUGCCCAGCAAGUCCUCUUCGGGGGAUGGAGCCCAUUCAGCCACCUGCACCCAGAACCCCAUAAGGGCCUUGGCCAGGCUGAGGAGAAAGCUUUCACCGAACAGAGGUCAGGCUGGUUCUCCAUACCAGCCCCAGGAGCGGCCCAUGUAACCCGCAGCAGGGGUAGGGCUGGAGGGUAGGUGGCUAGCAACCCCCCAUGGAAUAAAAGCCCCAGCCAUCUGCCCACAGCUAUCUUGGCCUCAGCGUGGCUGAGCUGGGGGAACAGACCUUCCCUUCUUGUUGGGUAAGGGCCUCUGUGAUCCCACCAUGCAGGUCGCUGGCCAACAGAAGCCUGGCACUGAGUUGGGAGCUUCCUGUUUGCUCCAGAUGGGCCUGUGGGAGGACCACACUGAGGGGUAGCCAGGUCACCUGAGCAGAGUGAAGCACAGCCUUCCCAUAGAAAGGGCUGAGGGGACUGGGUUUCCUGACGGCACUCAGGUUAGGACUCGGGUGUGAGCACACAUCUGAAAUAAGGAGCCAGAGGCCAGGAGCUUGCUGCUCGCCCUCUGGUUCAGCAAGGCAGGCAGAGAACAGUGUUGUUUUUGCCUUUGUCGCCCACCCGGGCUCUGCAUCUCAUGCAGACCAAAGAGCAUCAGGCAGCUCACCAAAGAGCUUGCUCCUCUAGGAACUGCUGCGAGGUCCCUCUCAAGCCCUACAGGUCAGAGCCCCACCAAACCAUGGGAGGAAAGUCCAGGACUUUGGAUACCUUAGCCAUCCAUGGUUUGAUGAAAAUUAGACUUUGGGGCUCACCUAGUUCAGGAUGACACAAGAUCAAACAAGGAUGCUACCGCCACACCAUGUACAUGUGGUCACUUUUCUAAGGAAGCCACUAGCCUGUGUUGAGUCACAUUUGUGAUGGACAGGCUCUAAGUUUUCCUGAGAUUUUCUCAGGGCACACUAACCAGUGUGGGUGGCAUUAUUUGUUGUGUAGUAGGGUUGAGUGCCUAAGUUUACAGUGAAGGAUCAGUGGUCAGGUCUCCCAACUUGCUUCUUUUUUUGGGAGGGGUGUAUUUCAAGACAGCACUUCUCUGUGUAGCCCUGGCUGUCCUAGAACUCUGUAGACCAGGCUGGCCUUGAACUCACAGAGAUCCACCUGCCUAUGCCUCUCAAGUGCUGGGAUUAAAGGUGUGUGCCACCACCGCUGGCCCAACUCUGUUUCUUAACAGCCCAGGGGGUCUGGGGCAGACUGAAUACUCUGAGUCACUCUACCAGGGGAGAGCCUGCUUUGGGCAUAGCUCCGAGAGAGGCCUUGUGACUGCUGAAUAUUCCAGGCCUCUGCUGACUCAAACAUCCUCUUAUUAGCUCUCACUUGUGCCAGUUAGUAGGCCAGACCCUUCUCCUCUAGGUGACAUAUACCCUAGGGAGGCUGAAACAGGAGGAUUGAGAGCUUGAGGCUAGCCUAUGCCAUAUAGUGAGAACCUAACUCAGACAAGAGAUGGACAGGCAUAGAAUAGGAAAAAUAAAAAAGUCCAAAAGUCAAUUCGACCAGGCCCUUUGCUCAGAGGAGAAAAUUAAGGUAUCACUCAAUAUGUCUCCUUUUAGAUGGCUCUUGGCCAGAGUCCUCCUGGCUGGGACAGAGCUGGAUGCUUAGACCUGGGCUGUGGUGCUGAGGUCCCUACCCCCUGCUGCUCUUGCCUGGCCCUGACUUGUACCACCCACCUUCAGGAAGGCAGCAGAGGUGAGCAUGGUAGCACACCUUUAGUCCUAGUACUCAGGAGGCAGAGGCAAGAGGAUCUCUUUGAGUUUAAGGCUAGCCUGGUCUACAUAGCAAGUUCCAGAACAGCAAGGGCCACAUACAGACACAGUCUCAAACAGAAAAGAGAAAGAAAGAAAAGGGGGUGCAGCAGAGAAUGUGAGAAAGGGGGAAUGUGCAGCAGGGAAUGGUGUCUCCUGCAUGGAAUCCCCUUCAGCCCCUGACCACCUCCUGCUUCCCAUGGGCUCAUGUGUUGGCCAGUUGCUUUUCUCAUUUCUAUUGCUAUCGUUUGGUGCUGGAACAGAAUUCAGGCCCCUUGUGCAUAUGAGGCAGGUUCUCUACCAGUUCGCGCCAUGCCCCAGCCCUUGCCUCUCAUCUGAAGAUCACUCUACAUAACCUACUCACAGGGGCUAGAAUUUCUAGAGUCAACAUUUUAAAGAUAGUGCAAGGCCUUGAGGAAUGUAAGGAUUCUACUGUUCCCAGCAAGAGAAACCAAGGUGAUUGGUUUUCGUCUGUUUUUCUCUUUGAGAGUAGCCCAGGCUUGUCUAUGCAGCCAAGGAUGAUCGAGAGUUCAUGACCCUCUGGUUUCCCUUACCAGAGGCUACAGAACAAGGGGAUUACAGGGACUGCCCAGGAGCCCAGUUUAGCCUUGAACUUUUUGUUUUGUUUUGUUAUUUGAGACAGGGUCUCUCUGUGUAGCCCUGGCUGUCUUGGAACUUACUAUGUAGACCAGGCUGGGCUUGAAUUCACAGAGAUCUGCCUGCCUCUGCCUCACCAGUGCUAGGACUAAAGGGGUACACUACUGUGCCCAGCUGGCCUUGAACUCUUAAUCCUCCUGUCUCCAACUCCAGGUUUCUGGGAUUAUUGGCAUAUGCCACCACAUAUCCAUCUUUUCCUUAACAUCUUAAAACAUCACACAGAUUUAUGUCUUAUAUGUUAAAAUAUACUCCAUGUUUAUUUUACUAUUAAAACUUCCCUACCCAAA
Messenger RNA from Rattus norvegicus (Norway rat), 5123 nucleotides. The record is from RefSeq and is a predicted model, not a curated record. NCBI's taxonomy places the organism in Eukaryota, Metazoa, Chordata, Mammalia, Rodentia, Muridae.